Eurytemora carolleeae is the source of this 3925-nucleotide messenger RNA. RefSeq names its product ubiquitin carboxyl-terminal hydrolase 25. NCBI's taxonomy places the organism in Eukaryota, Metazoa, Arthropoda, Copepoda, Calanoida, Temoridae. The record is from RefSeq and is a predicted model, not a curated record. The transcript has 9 exons. Gene Ontology annotation, biological process: regulation of protein stability; protein deubiquitination. Gene Ontology annotation, molecular function: cysteine-type endopeptidase activity; cysteine-type deubiquitinase activity. Bases 97 to 3492 code for a protein of 1131 amino acids. Gene Ontology annotation, cellular component: cytosol; nucleus.
UGUACACUAUACAUUGAAGAAGAAAAGAUGGCGCGGGUCCAAUGAUCUACAGAAACCUAAAUCUACAGUGAAACAUGAUAUUUGUUGAAAGUUAUAAUGACAGUCGACAAAAAUUCGUUUGCUGCUUUCUGGAAAACGAAUCCCGAGAAAGGCCUAGAUUACAUUGUUAGGUUAAGAGAUGUAACAGGUAUAUCUGAGGAUGGAGAACUAUGUAUGGCUCUGGAUAGAUCCAGGCAACCAUCAGGAGAAUUCAACCUUAACCGAGCAAUUGAAAUAUUAUUAGAGUGGAGUAGUGAACAGGGAGGACGGGUUGAGGAAGUAGAAGAGAAGAUGCCACCAGCUCCUGCAGUAAUCAUGAACCCAUCAGCUCUGCACUCUAAACGUCCGGUGGUUGACCUCACUGAGGACAAGGACGACCUUCGUCGAGCCAUAGAGAUGUCGUUAGCAGAGGGUAGUUCUACUAUCAGUACAGCAACAUCAUCCCGUCCUGCUGGUGUCAGUCAGGAGGACCAGGAUGUUAGUAAAGCAUUGGAAGCGUCCUUACUUGAGUCCGUUAACAGCCGGAGUUCUAUAGAGGGACAGAAUCCUAAUGAACGGAAGAGAGAGAAGGAUUGUCCUGUUGGAUUGAAGAAUGUUGGGCAGACAUGUUGGUUUAGUGCUGUUAUACAGAGCUUCUUUCAUCUACCAGCUUUCAGGCGUCUAGUUAUUCAUUUCAAACCACCCCAGAAGGACCCGAGAAAUGACAAGGAACGGAAGAUUCUAGAUUUUAUGAUUGAAUUGAGAAAACUGUUCUCCCUUCUCCUGGGGUCUCAACGCAAAUAUGUUGAUCCUAGUGCUGCUGUUGGUAUACUCCGAGGAUACCUGGGUGGUGGACAGUGUAGCUACUCAAACAACCAGCAGGACGUAUCCGAGUUUACGCACAAACUCCUAGAGUGGUUGGAGGAGGCCUUCAAGAUCAGAGAUAAGGGUAGCUCUGGUUUACUGGACGGAUUUACCAACAAGGAAUCUGAAACGGAGGCUAUGGAUGCGGAUACGGAGAAGUGUGAUAAGGAGAAGGCUGUUGGCGUAGCUCCUGAGUCGGAUAAGGUGGAAACUGCGGUGGCUAGGAGGAAUCCAAUGUUUGAUCUGUUCUAUGGUCGGGUCAGGAUAGAAGGGAAAAAUCAGGGUCUGGAGUUCUCUAGAGAGGAACAGUGUGGACAGUGGCCUCUUCAGGUUAAUCUAUUCAGUGAUAUUCACGAUAGUUUAGAGGCAAGCACGGCACACGAGUUCAUAGAUACUUCUUCUCAAUCUGACCUACACGGUGUAUCCGGGCUUCCUCCAUCUAGAAAAUCCUGGCAAGAAAGAUGGUUUACAACCCUUCCUCCGGUAUUAUUCUUAGAACUAUCCAGGUUCCAGUAUAACCAGGAGAAAGGGAUGGCGGAAAAGAUAAAUAAUUUUUUGGAUUUUCCACUUGUGAUAUAUAUGGACAGAUAUUUAGAGGUGAACAAGAACAUGACGCGGUCUAAAAGAGACGAAGUUAAAACACUGAAAGAGGAGAGAGAGAGAUUAAAGUCGUUACUCCACUCCUACUUGGAGUACGGUAAUGAUAGCAGUCCCUUGAUACCUCUAGUCAGUAUACUAAACCGUACGAUGCAAUUUGCUAGAUCAGGCGCUGAAUUAUCUCCUGGAGAGGAGGUUCUAUCCCCACGAGAGAUAUCAUCUCCUGGUAAUAAUGCAAUGCAGGUUGAUUCUCCCUGCCCCUCUCCUGUCAGUCUCACGCCAGCGUCUUCCAUGGUGAAUCUAGAUACAUGUGGCGGGAGCAUGGAGAAAUCUCCGCUAAAAACACUUCCUGACGGAUCCCUACAGAUCCCUAUUCGAAUAGAAACCCCGGAGAAGAACUCUUCAACUCCUAUGGAGAUUGAAUCUGUGGCUGAACCUGAGCUGAAGCCUGAUAUCCUGGUUCCCAAGGUGUCUGGACCUAAACCUAAACAUGUUUCUGAUCUUGAACUCAAGGUGCUCUCCUCCUGCUUAUCCAGGUGGAAACAGGAGAUAGAGGAGGAACUCUCCAGUUUAAACUCUGCCUUGAAGGAGGUUGAAGAGAAGAUCCAAACUAUUUAUGAUACUCCGACCUUGAAGAAUAAAGCUUACCAACUCCACGCUGUAAUGGUUCACGAGGGUAGUGUUAACCAAGGACACUACUGGGCCUAUGUUUAUCAUCCUGCUAAGAAGGUUUGGUUAAAGUUCAAUGAUAACAGUGUCACGGAGACUAGUUGGAAGAGUUUAAAAAAGGAGAGUGUAGGAGGACGAAUGAGCACAUCAGCGUAUAGUAUGGUGUAUAUAGAUGCAAGUAGACCUGAUCUGCUCUUGGAAUCAGAGGCCGAGGGUCUCAUCAACUCCGAAAUGAGAGAAAUUAUUCCUGAAGAUCUGGAAGAAUAUGUCCAAGAGGAUAAUAAAAGGUUUGCUGGCGAAAUACUAGACUGGGAGGAGCAGAGUGUCAGGAAAACCAAGGAGAUCGAGGAAGGAGUUCUAAUAGGAGAUGAUCCUGAAUGCCAGAUUAUCGAAACUAAACCCGAUCUAACCCUGUCUCACGCUAAACUAGUACACGAGGUGACCAGUAACUGUAUCCGUGAGAUAUCCAACCAGGAGAUGGAUAAGAAGAAAUGGUUGAACGCUGUGAUGACGGAUCUGUACCAACGUGCCAAAAAUAAAGAAGGAGACAAUAAACUUGAUUCAUUCCUACAGUAUCUGAUGAUUGUUCAAUCUCCGAAGGAUAGUGAGUUAGUGAAACGAGCACUCCUGGAGCAAAUAUUCCACCGGAGAAUAGUGGAGAGAACAGAGUUCGAACAAUUUAUUAUACGUGAAGCCGAAAAUGGUUUGCGGAGUCCGGCAAGCUUAAAGGUAGCUGAGGAGAUUUUAGCUUGGCAUAAAGCUUACCAUAAAUUCAGAAUCGCUUGCUACUACUUCGUGUUGGGUGUAGAACGGUAUCAUGAGAGUAAAGUAGAAGAGGCGGUGGAUUUACUCUCUACAUCCUACAUCAUAAACCAGAAUCUCAUUGAGGAUACACAAACAGGAACAGGAAAUGAGGACAAGGGCAUGAAUAAACGAGGUCUUGUAAAAUAUUUCCACCUGGCGGUUGAAUCUUUAAACUCGAAACUAGUUGAAGAAUUCGAGAGAGGAAGUAAUCCUUCGCAGGUUGCUGGGUUUGUGAGCAGGGUUCUGGUUCCAGCGAUUAAUAUCCUUCAAGCUAGAACUAAUAGCUCAGCAGAUAGUGGUGGACGGGAUGGUGCUGUACUGGAGGGUGUCCGGGGUAGAUGGUGUACACUACUAGAUAUACAGAUGCCAGCUGAUAAACAUGAUUAUCUUAUAUCUAUAUUCAAUACUGUAGUUCCGGACGACAACUCAGUUGUAAUCAAGCAGCCCACCAUCAAGAUAUAUCCUAAAGAAGCUGCAGAUCUCAAGCUAGCAAACAGUUAUAAAGCUAUCAUGCAGACGGUCCUUGCAGAGGAAAACUAGCAGAUCUAGAACAGUUAGUACUAGCAGAUCUAGAACAAUUGGCAGAUUCAGCAGAACUAGCAGAUCUAGAGAAGUUGGCAGAUUCAGCAGAAUUAGCAAAUCUAGAACAGUUAGCAAAUUAAGCAGAACUGGCAAAUCUUGAACAGUUAGCAGAUUUAGCGGAACUAACAGAUCUAGGAGGGUUAGCAGAUUUCUUCUAAUUCUGCGAUAAAAGUCUGUUUAUUACAGAAAAUUUCUAAUACCUUCAAUUUAAUCCAAGGAUUGUAUUACAACUAAUAUCUUGGAAUGAAAAUGUGAUUAAUUAUAUCCCCGUGUACAUACCUUUUCUUGUACAGUGUACAGUUGCAAAUCUUGGCGUUGUUUAACUAUAUAUUUAACAUUCAGGUUUCCUUGUUAAAAUGCUUUUUUCCAAAAAUAAAAAUUAGAAAACUUG